AUGGAUGAACCUGAAAGUAGUAGGCCUGAAGAGGUCAAUACUGAAAUUGAUGAUCAAUUUGCUCUAGAUGGCAAGGAUGAUGUUGUUGAUGUGAAAGAAGGGUUAGCUUCCCAAACCUAUGAUAGUUUACGAAUGCUUACUAAGGAAGAUGUGUUGCAAAUGAAAUUCAAUUCAGAGGAUGAUGCUUAUACUUUCUACAAUGCAUACGCUAAGGUCAUCGGUUUUAGCGUACGAAGAAGUAGAAAAAGAAUUACUGGAGACAACAAAUUUGUAGAGAGUAGGAAAUGGGUUUGUUCAAGGGAAGGUGUAAGAGAAAAGAAAUACUUGCAACGUGUGGAACGGGUAAGAACUCCUAGGGCAGAAACUAGACUUUUUUGUAAUGCCACAUUUCGUGUGCGUUAUGACAAGACAGCUAGGAAAUAUGUUGUGACCCACUUUGUAGGGGAACACAACCAUCCGUUGGCAGCACCACACUGCGUCCCUUUUCUUUGGUCGCAUAGGUUUGUAACAAGUGCAGACCAAGCUCAAGCAAAGGCCAUGUGCAAUGUGGGUAUGAAAACGAGUCAGAUCAUGGAUUUUAUGGUCCAUCAGUCAGGGGGUUAUGAGAAGGUGGGCUUCAUUCACAGAGAUUUGCACAAUCAAUUCCAAGAUGAGCGCAAAGUACAAAUCGCAGAAGGGGAUGCAGAGGGUGCGUUAGGAUACUUGUCAGCUAAAUUAGAUGCAGAUCCAUUAUUUUUUUUCAAAUACAACGUCGAUAAGGACAACCGGUUGGACAAGAUUUUUUGGGCAGAUUAUAGGUCUCGAAUGGAUUAUGCUGCAUUUGGUGAUGUAUUGGUAUUUGAUACUACUUAUCGUACAAAUGCAUAUAAGAAGCCAUUUGUAAUUCUAGCUGGCGUGAGUAACCAUUUCAUGACAACUAUAUUCAGAUGUGCUUUGUUACCUGAUGAGACAAUGGAGACAUACACGUGGGUGCUGGAAAUGUUAAUGGAGGCCAUGGAUGGUAAAAGACCCAUCUCCGUUGUAACAGAUGGUGAUAGGGCAAUGCGUCAGGCAAUCAAAAGAGUUAUUCCAAACUGCAGACAUCGUUUAUGUUCUUGGCAUCUAGAGAAAAAUGCCUCAACAAAUGUCCACAUUCCAGAAUUUACAGCUGAUUUUGCACAGUUGAUGUUAAAGAAAUGUAAAAUUGAUGAGUUUGACAAUGCCUGGGCUGUUAUGGUGAAACAGUACAAGUUGGAGAACAAUAACUGGGUGUUGGAUAUUCAUCUGAAGCGUGAUAAUUGGGCUGAGGCAUAUCUCUAUGGUCACAUGUUUGCUGGAAUGAGGAGCACUCAACGUGUAGAGGGUAUGAAUGCAUAUUUCAAUAUAUUCCUAAACCAAAAGGUUAGGUUGUAUGAAUUUGUAGCGCAGUAUGAUAGGGCUCUUGCUAGAAUGCGUGUUAAUGAGGCAGAAACAGAAUCUAAAACAGAGAAUAGUUUCCCGGUUUUGACUACGCCAUUGAGGAGUUUGGAGAAACAUGCAGCUGAACUCUUUACUCGGAAGAUUUUCUCAUUGUUUCAACAUGAAAUCAGGAAAGAGGGUAAAUUGUUUAUGAUGGAAAGAGUUCAGCUAGAGGAUCAUCGCACCUACCGUUUUGGUGAGUACAAGGCACCAACAUGCACGUGGACGGUUGAGUAUUUUCCAGCUAAUAUCACAAUGAAAUGUUGUUGCUUGAAGUUUGAGUCGUUUGGCAUCCCUUGCUGCCACAUGAUUGCUGUUAUGAAAUCUGAACAAUUAAUGUGUAUUCCACCGAGUUGUGUCUUGCAGAGAUGGACAAGACGUGGUAGGUCAAAGUGUUAA
Messenger RNA from Camellia sinensis, 1836 nucleotides. RefSeq names its product protein FAR1-RELATED SEQUENCE 5-like. The record is from RefSeq and is a predicted model, not a curated record. Lineage: Eukaryota; Viridiplantae; Streptophyta; Magnoliopsida; Ericales; Theaceae.